GAAGGCAGCAUGGUUGCGUUCCCGCCCCUCUGCUGCCCGUCCCUGCACCGGGGCAGCAGAGAGACGGAGGCUGGAGGAUGUGGCCUCGCAGCCGCAGUCUUGUCUGGAGACACGGGGAACGCUUUCAGCUGGAGCCCAGUCAGUCCUGCUUCUACACCUCACCUGCUUUUUAAAGACUACGGUAAGAAUCCCACACAAUGCCAAACUGGGGAGGAGGCAACAAGUGUGGAGCAUGCCGCGGGACAGUGUACCACGCCGAGGAAGUGCAGUGUGACGGGAAGAGUUUCCACAAAUGCUGUUUUCUCUGCAUGGUCUGCAGGAAAGGCUUAGACAGCACCACACUGGCUAUCCAUGACCAGGAGAUCUACUGCAAGUCGUGCUACGGGAAGAAGUACGGCCCUAAAGGCUACGGCUACGGCCAGGGGGCGGGGACGCUCAACAUGGACCGAGGAGAGCGGCUGGGAAUCAAACAGGAAGAGACACAGACUCACAGACCGACCACCAACCCCAACCCAUCCAAAUUUGCCCAGAAGUUUGGAGGUUCAGAUAAAUGUGCCCGGUGUGGAGACUCUGUCUACGCUGCGGAGAAGAUCAUGGGGGCAGGCAAGCCGUGGCAUAAGAACUGCUUCCGCUGUGCAAAAUGUGGCAAGAGCCUGGAGUCGACCACGCAGACGGAGAAAGACGGAGAAAUCUACUGCAAAGCGUGUUACGCCAAGAACUUUGGGCCCAAAGGGUUUGGUUACGGCCAAGGAGCCGGCGCGCUGGUUCACGCCAAGUGAUGGCUCACCUGGGUCCAUCACACCUUUUAUAUUUCUAUUAUAUUCCUCUGUCUAACAUCAACCAGCCCAUGUCUUGUCUUUUCUUCCUUAUGUACAUUCAUGUUGAAGUAGGUGUUCUCGAUUCAAAUAAAAACAUUAACAAAACCACUUGUUCACAUUUGACUAUUUUAUUAUUAAAGCCAUUAAAACUGAACCAUGCCCAUAUGUUUACAUCUGAAGCGGAGUUACAUGGAUGUCUGAAGGUGGGCAGAGAGGCACUGGAGAUGAUUAUGUGCUUUAUCUUUUUUACUUGAAUUUUCUCACAUGGCGAGGUGAGAGGGGAGACAGAACAGAAACAUUUCAGGUUGCUGGAAGAACUAGUGAGGACUGAAAUGGCUUUGAAUUCAAGUCGUAGAUGAGCAGAACUCCGCCCUAGAAAAACAAAAACACCAGUCUGCAUUGACCUCCUGUCACUUUAAAGGCAUGAUUAGAACACAAGUGGUUAGUUACUGGUACCGAUAUGAAAUCAACCUUUGGCCUUUAAAGCAAACAAAAAGCAGCAGCUGUACGUUGUCUUUGUAGGGCAGAAAUGACAUCAGUGGUUGGUUUGCAGGAUGCGGGAGUGAAACAUGGACUAUGAUGACGUAACCGCCCCCUUCUGAUGAUGCAAACAUGAGGCCCAAAAGUUCCAGAGGCCUUAAUGUAUUAUAACCUCCCUCUGUCCUUAAAACUAUUGCAUGAUCACAUUUCAGCUUUUAGAAAAAAAAAAAAAAAUUGGCGUCUGCCUUAGUUCUCUAGUGUCUUUGCUUUACAAUUUGUACAUCCAGUGGUAUAACAAACCCAGCGAUAUAUGACAUAGAAGUACAAAAUAAAAAACCUUAAGGAUGACUACAGAGUCCACAAGCAUGGAACAUCCAAAUAUAUUACACACUUGCACAGUUAGGCCCGACUGGUAGUCGGUGACCUGAAAGAAAACUUCCACUAAACACACUGGAUUUGCAAGAAAGAAAAUAGAAUAAAAGACAGACAAAUGAACGCAAUGCAGGAAAGUACUUGCAAAUACAUAACAUUCACUAUAUACAGACACGUGGCUUGCCGGGCUGUCACCAUGGUGAUGACUAAGGGGUUGGGGGCGUGACGGCGAGAGCCCAGCUGUCCCGAGCAUCGUACAUGCAGUGGAGUUUCUUGGCUGGGGCGCAGGGGGAUUUAAGGUAUUAAGGGGCUAAGAUGCCUAUAGACAGCAGUGUCAGACAUCACUAAAAGCUAUAGUCAUACACUUGGAGUAUAGUCACUUGAUUUUCUUCUGUUUUGUUGGAAGAAAUCCCCCAAACU
This is a messenger RNA of Etheostoma cragini (Arkansas darter), 2090 nucleotides long. It is a transcript of the gene csrp2, whose product is annotated as cysteine and glycine-rich protein 2. The transcript has 6 exons. Gene Ontology annotation, biological process: sarcomere organization; muscle tissue development. The record is from RefSeq and is a predicted model, not a curated record. Gene Ontology annotation, molecular function: structural constituent of muscle; actinin binding. NCBI's taxonomy places the organism in Eukaryota, Metazoa, Chordata, Actinopteri, Perciformes, Percidae. Gene Ontology annotation, cellular component: Z disc; nucleus; cytoplasm. Bases 198 to 779 code for a protein of 193 amino acids.